Messenger RNA from Carassius auratus (goldfish), 2702 nucleotides. RefSeq names its product transmembrane channel-like protein 7. The transcript has 16 exons. The record is from RefSeq and is a predicted model, not a curated record. Bases 79 to 2067 code for a protein of 662 amino acids. Gene Ontology annotation, cellular component: plasma membrane. Gene Ontology annotation, molecular function: mechanosensitive monoatomic ion channel activity. NCBI's taxonomy places the organism in Eukaryota, Metazoa, Chordata, Actinopteri, Cypriniformes, Cyprinidae.
ACAGGACUUCCUGCAGACACACACACAGAAGUGUUGAGGAGAGGAGCGCUCUCACUUGCUCUGUGUUUGUCUGUGAGGAUGAUGGAGAAAGAAGACGGGAAAUCAGCUUCCCACAGACUCGUAUCAGCGGAGAGCUGGAGCUCAGAUCUGUCAGGCGACUCGUGUGAAUACUAUCAGACGGAGAUAUUCGGUCUGUUGCCGAGCUCACAGGCUUAUCGGAGGCUUCACGCAGACGGCGUCUCUGACCCUCAGGUUGAGAGUUUGGACAGACGCUCCUGGAGCCCCAGCGUCCCGCUCCGAGAUCUUCCCGUCUGUCUGCAGGACAAGAGAGACCUCCGAGAGCUGCAACACCUGCAGAGACGCAGCAUUGGCUACUGGGACUCCUGGAGGCGGAGCCAGCAGAAAACAAGGCGGCGCUUAAAGGAGCAGUUGGGUGGGGCCUUAUCAGGAUUGUUGCUGUGGAAACACACGCUCCAUAAGAUCGAAGGUCAGUUUGGGGUUGGGGUGAAGGCGUACUUCGUGUUCCUGCGGUACCUGCUGUGUCUGAACCUGCUGUACAGCAUCAUUAUCACCGGAACCGUGCUGACGCCGACGCUAAUUUCCAGAAACUACUCAAGUACUCAUGAAUCUCCGGGAUUCCAGACCUACUCAUUUAAAGACUUUUUUGUCGGAUCAGGUGUUCUUGAAACCUCUCCAGUGUUUCAUAGUUUCUACAGUUAUGGGUCUCUUGAUUCAAAAUGUCCAACUUCUCCAAUCCUCUUUCUACUUGGCAUGAUCUCUGUCCUCUUCCUCAGCUACAUCAUGGUGGUCCGCAGGACGGUGGUCGGCUACAAACACUCGUGGCUCACAGGAAACCGCUUCAGUUCCAACAUGAGUUACAAGGUCUUCUGUGGGUGGGAUUUCUCCAUCCAGAGCCCUGAAGCAGCGUCACUGAAACACAACUUCAUCAGGAACGAAUUCAAGAUGGAUCUAGAAGAGCAGACGUUUCAACAGAGAGUCCAGCAGCGAACGCUCAAACACUGGGUUCAGCUCAUCUUGCUGCGAGUCUUUCUGAACUUCCUCGUGCUGGUUCUUCUGGGCAGCUCAUUCAUUCUGAAUUUUUUUGCCAGACGUUUGUCACACACUGAGUGUGGGAAUCAAUGGACUGUGUGUCUGAUGUUGAAGUAUCUUCCUGCGAUCACAAUGACGACAGUAAACUACAUACUUCUACACGUCUUUAGUAAGAUCUCAAAGUUGGAAGAUUACUCGCUCACCAUCCAGUUGAACCUCACUCUAAUCAGGAGCAUUUUCCUAAAUUUGGCGUCUUUGGGCAUCUAUCUUAUCUUCCUCAUUGUUCAAGUUUCUUCAGAUAAAACCAAGUGUGAAGAGAACGUGUUUGGAAAGGAGAUGUACAGACUUACCAUCUUAAACUUCCUGAUGUGUUUCUUCAAUGCAUUUUUUGUGGCCUACCCAAGAACGUUAUUGGUGGAGAGGUUUCCUUCAUCACAUCUGGCGCAGAUAUUAGGCAAGCAGCAGUUCGAGAUCUCCUUCAAUGUUCUGGAUCUGGUCAACAGUCAGACGGUCACAUGGGUCGGUGUGUUUUACUGUCCUCUACUGCCGGCCAUCAGCGCCAUCAGGUUCCUGUUCCUCUUCUAUUUCAAGAAGUUCACAGUGGUGCGGUGUUGUGUUCCGGCUCAGAGAAUGUUCCGGACAGCCAGUUCGUCUGUUCUCUUCCAUUUCAUGCUGUUGUUGGGUCUCUUCAUGGCUAUGAUCACAUUAAUUGCCAAUAUCUUCAGGUUUGAACAGGGUAACUGUGGCCCUUUUGAAAACACAACCGUGUUUAUUGUGACCAGUGGGUGUAUAGAGGAGAAGCUGCCCGGUCCGCUCAACUACAUCUUAUCUGAGGCCUUCGCCUUCGCUCUGAUACUGGCUGAGGUAGUCAUUCUGACGUUGUACGUGUCUCGCAGACGAGCAAAUCAUAUAGCCAUGGGGAGACUAAAGGACAUGUUGGUGAUGUGCAGCUCUGAUAAACGUUUCCUGGUGAAGCAGCACUCGGCGAUCAUGAGACGACAGCAGAGGACAUGUUAACAUCACGUGAAAUAAAUAUAACAAAACUAAAACAAACAGUAACUUAAACUCUUCAUUUAUAAAAGUGCAGGAAAAUAAACUGCUGCAAGGAUUGAUCUAAAGCUACUCAGCAAACAGUGGUCUAUGUGUUUAUAAGUAUCAUGGAGAACUGUUUUUGGUUUUAAUAUAAACGCACAUCAGGGGGGAAAUAAAAUAAAUUCACCAAAUGUGUGACAUGAGUCUUUUAAAGUUUAAUUUUCUGAUUUCAUUUCAUUUCAUUCCAUUAACCCAUAAACCUGGGUUUAUAAUAUUAGGUCAAAGUUCACCUAAAUGUCAGUUUAAUGUGUAAAGUAACGAUGACUAUUUACAGAUGUUUCCUACAGAUUUAUUGUCUGUCACUUUAAAUGCUUUAAAAAUAUAUGGAUUUUAACUGUCUGUUUUAUUUUAUCCAAAGCAACUUACAUUUUAUUCAGGCUAUAUAAUAUUAUUACUUUUUUUAUCCGUAUGUGUGUUCCGUGGGACUCUACCACUGAACCACUCACACCAUUAAUGUUGUUACAGUCUUCCCCAUGAUUGUGUAGCCUAGUGAACCCAACUGAGAGACCAUUGUGAAGACUCAGGAAACAUUUGCAGGUGUUUUGAGUUGAUUCGCUGAU